AUGAAUUUCUUGAAGUUAGAAAAAUUAAAAACUCUUUUGAUACAACCUGUUGCCCAAUUAUAAGUAUUAGCGCCUUUAUUAUUGGCUGUAGUUCAGUGGUAUGUAAGAGUUCUUGGGUUCGUUAUAUUUUUAAUGAUUAUCCAAUAAUAGAUGGAAUAAGCCAUCUAAUACUAUCUGACAAUGAUGUAGUACAUUAUGGUAAUGUGUUUUUAUGAGUUUUGAUUUGACAUUCAAGUGUUUUAGGCAUAGCAAUAAUAAUUAUGAUACAAUUACAGAAAUAUCAUAAAAUUAUGAUAUGUAGAAAAUGGUCGGGAUAGAUUAAUCUAUUCAUAAAAUGAAUAUGAUGGAGUUUAUCAUAGAUAUACUUUUAAUUACUUUAGUCGUUUUGUUUUUGAUAAUACAGUUAAAAUUGUUUUGGUGA
Molecule: messenger RNA, 421 nt
Organism: Paramecium sonneborni
Lineage: Eukaryota; Ciliophora; Oligohymenophorea; Peniculida; Parameciidae
Source: the annotation of a GenBank genome assembly